Molecule: messenger RNA, 460 nt
Organism: Ochotona princeps (American pika)
Lineage: Eukaryota; Metazoa; Chordata; Mammalia; Lagomorpha; Ochotonidae
Product: protein FAM136A-like
Cellular component (GO): cytoplasm
Source: RefSeq, a predicted model, not a curated record
CCCACGCCCACCAACGAUGCUGUAAUUGGCUGUAUGCCAGGUCUAUCUCCCUAGAUCUUCCGGUGAUGUCAGAGGUCAUGUUCAGGUAUACUCCCCUUGACCUCGUAGCCAUGUUGGAAGUCGAACUCCACCUGUAGGCCUGAUGUUUCAGUGCAGCGGCAGCUGCUGCGGGGACAAUCAGUCGCUCACACAGCACCUGCAUUAGUGCAUCCAAUGGUGCCAGGACCCAGGCCAAGCCCCAGCUCUACUGAGGAGCAAACCGCAGAAGUUCCAGGACCGCCUGACACGGUGCGCCAUGCACUGCAACGGCAAAGCCAAAGAUUCCAUAGAUGCAGGGACUAAGGAGCCCCAGGUGAAGCAGCUGGACAGUUGUGUGACCAAGUGUGUGACUGACCACAUGCACCUCAUCCCAACCAUGUCCAAGAGGGGGAAGAAGGCACUCUGGAACAUGGGAAAGUGA